Molecule: messenger RNA, 2259 nt
Organism: Hyaloperonospora brassicae
Lineage: Eukaryota; Oomycota; Peronosporomycetes; Peronosporales; Peronosporaceae
Source: the annotation of a GenBank genome assembly
AUGAAUGAGCUUACGCCCAGUCACUCCGCGCCCUCGCAGUCGCGCGCGCUCGCGACGUCGUACGCGUUUGCCGCACCUGCCAACGCGGUGAACCUCGUGGCGAUGGACCGCAAGAGUUUCCAAGGAGGCACGCGAAGCAGUGGCCAUCAGGGCGCAGCGAAACAGUUCUCGUCGCACCCGCAACAGCUGCAACAAGUGACGGAGUACCACCAUCCAGCUGCUGGACCUUAUGCGACCCCAAGUUAUCCGCAUCUCAAGAGCCAGACGGACACUCGAGCAGUGGGCUCGAACGGAGGCAAGUUUGACUCGGCAACCAAUUCCCAGGCGCCGCACGAGGCCAUGCCUCAUGAUCACGUCAACAUUGGGCUCAAGGACGGUGGGGAUCGCAAGUAUCGGCAGCAGCAAUACAGCGUCGUCGCCACCGACUCGUUUCUGAGUUCCAGUGGCACGUACGUGCACGGCGUCGAGCGUCCUGGGAACGUAGUGCAGCUAAAAACGACGCCGAGCAGCUCACAGCAGCAACAACAACAGCAGCAGCAGUCCAUGUACCAGCGCCCGAACAUGUAUGGUGACGGCACCACGUACUUCUCGCAGCAGCAGCAACAACAACAGCAACAACAAGCGCAACAACAGCAACGGACGCAGGAUACGUCUCAGCAAAAUCCACUGGAUUUAGUGCCUCCUAGUGCUGCUGCCAUGGGAGCGAGCUUUGGCGCCCCAGUCAAUAUGGGACGAGGGAUGAUCAGCAGCGUCAGCGGGAUGUUCGGGGUAGGAACGCGCAUGCCGCAGUUCAGUCCUGGGGCUUCGGGCACUUCGUUGACGACGCGGUUAAAAGACGGAUGCAUGGAUGUUUCGACCGGCGUUACUCCGAACGCCAGCCACAUGUCGUUCAUGCAGCAACAGCAGCCUGCUGCAAAGUCGCUGGAGCUCGCACAUUCGGCCUCGUUGUAUGCGGACGUUAGCAGCUCGACGACCUCCAUGUCGAUGGUGAGCUUGUCUUCGGAUGGCCCGACGACGGCACCGAUCAAUUCGUACCCGCCUUCGUCCCAACUUAGUACGAGCAGCGGGGACACAUGUGGGUUGUGCAGUGGCACCCACAGCGACAGAAUUGCAAGUCAUUGCGGCCACCGGUUUCACGCUCAGUGUCUGCAUACAUGGGGAGGGUUGACAACGUGUCCAAUGUGCGCACAGGCAUCGAAUACUAUCACGAGCCUCCCGCAGGCAAACGCCAUCAGCUAUGGUCUUGGAGCAGAGAGCGUGUCGGCUAUCUCACAAGGCUCAGCAGGGCGAGAAGAAGGACCGAUGAAUAGUGGAGGAGGAGGUGGUGGUGGUACCAUGAACAGCAGUGCCACUGACGCUGGUAGCAACACUGUGUCCAUAUCAUCAAACUCGAUGAAUUCCUCGCAAGGCACAGCAACGAGCACUAUGCACAUGGCCAAUCCUGUGCAUGGCGGGAGGCCGCCGCCCAUUGACACGCGUAUUCAUGACAACCGAAUGGGGCCAACGUCACUCAGCGCGGGCAAGCGUAGUGCGACGUCCACUCGGUCGGGUUCCAGUAGUGGCGGUCGCGUGCGCAAAAACAAGAAGCUGAAAGACUGCUCUGUACCAGGAUGUGAUCGCACGGUUCGCUCGCGAGGACUCUGCAAAGGUCAUGGCGGCGGUCGCCGCUGCGGGUUUGCUGGUUGUGGACUCAGCGAUCAAGGUGGUGGCUUUUGCAUCAGUCAUGGCGGCGGCAAGCGCUGCCAGCACGAGGGUUGUGAUAACUCAGCCCAGUCACGGGGGCUAUGCAAAUUGCAUGGCGGUGGCAGUCGUUGCACGGUUCCUAACUGCACGAAAAGCUCGCAAGGACGCGGACUCUGCCGCGCUCAUGGUGGCGGGCGUCGUUGCAUGGUCGAAGGUUGCAAUAAGACCGACCGUCGUGCCGGCUACUGCGUCACGCAUGGUGCAGACAAGAAGUGCAUCGUACCCGAGUGCUCCAAGACGGGUCGUAUCGACAAUAUGUGCACAAAACACUACUUUGAGCGUCACCCGGCGCAGCCGCCAGGAACAAUAAGCACGACACCGCCUCCUGUCAUCACUGUCAAUGCCAACACCAGUGCGGCAAGAGCCCGUGCGGAGAGAAAGAGGGCAGUUGAACAGCAAGAUGCCGCGAAUUAUGCAGGCAUGUCUUCCGUGAUGCUUGCUGGCCCCGUGUCGGCUCCCAACGCGCUCUUUGAUGCACGAUAUGGUGGAGCGAUGACCAAGGCCGAGCCGUUUUAG